Molecule: messenger RNA, 2308 nt
Organism: Aspergillus ibericus CBS 121593
Lineage: Eukaryota; Fungi; Ascomycota; Eurotiomycetes; Eurotiales; Aspergillaceae
Exons: 11
Coding region: 218-2092 (624 amino acids)
Biological process (GO): amino acid transmembrane transport
Cellular component (GO): vacuolar membrane
Molecular function (GO): amino acid transmembrane transporter activity
Source: RefSeq, a predicted model, not a curated record
CAUGCUUCCAAUCACCAGCAGACCACCAAUCUUUAGGGUGGUGCAACGUUCGCACUGGCCUCCCCGUGAGAGGUUGCAUAUAUCUUGGCCACGCCGUACGACCUUGACACCCCCUCCCGUUCCUGCAUAGCGUCUCUGCUUUCCCACCACAUUCCUCCUUGAUCGCCCUUUCUUGUGUUUCUUGAGCUUGAAGUCAUUCGGUCCAUCCUUUCGGAUCAUGGCAGGCGUCAUCUCUGCCGCCAACCUGGGCGGAGUGGCCGAUCCCCGCCUAGGGGAUGAGGCGGAUAUCAUCGGCACCGAGGAAGAGCAUCGCGUCACCAUUGAGAAACCUUCCGGUCAUGCGCUCCAUACCAUCCCCGCUCCCAUCUUGCACGGAAAAGAGUCGAUCUACCUGGACAGCAAGAUCACCUUCGAGAACUACCUCUUCUGGGCCAAACGCUCCCGCGAGGUCGAGACGCAUAUUCGGACCGAUGACAAAGGCUUGCAGCAGCUGGGAAAUGUCAUUAUCGGACGCAAGAUCAAGCCGGACCCACCGCAACUGACUCCCCAACCCGAGGCGACGUCUGAGAAGGCGAUUUCAGAGAAACAGCGGUCAACACCUGAUGACGCGAACUCAACGUCGGAUUCCAAGGAGGGAUCAGGGGAUAAGGUGGACCGGUAUGGCAUCAGCGAGACAGAAUGGGAACAGGCACAACGCGCCGCUCGUACAGCAACCUGGGGAUCCAUCUUCUAUCUUAUCACUACCGAUAUUCUAGGACCGACUAACGUGCCAUGGGCUAUCAGUCAAAUGGGUUAUGGACCAGGAUUUGCACUGUAUACUGUUUUCGGAAUCAUGGCAUACUACUCUGGCAUGCAGUUGUGGAAAAUGUUUGUCGGUUUGGAUUCCACGCGGUAUCCGAUGCGCAAUUACGGAGACCUGGCCUUCCGGGUGUACGGCACUUGGGCCCGCAUUCUUGUCAACGUCCUUCAGAGCUUCCAAUUCUUCCUCAACGUGUCCUUGUUGAUCGAGAGUAGUGGUCAGAGUCUGGCCCAGAUGGCCCAGGGUUCCAGUGGCAACGGCUUCCUUUGCUUCGUUGUCGCUGAGGUGAUCUUCACCCUCAUUGGUUUCGUGCUCGGUCAGAUCCGGACCCUGCAGCGUUUGUCCUGGUUGUCCAACCUCGCAAUCUGGCUUAAUGUUAUCGUGAUUAUCAUGACUAUGGCCGUGGUCUAUGAGUACCCACCGAACUACUCCGCCGCUUGGACUACCUACAAAACACCCAAGGGCCCGGUCAAGACGAGCGCAAAUUGGCCCGAGUCCGCUUCGUUGUACGAUCGGAUGACAGCCGUGAUGAAUUGUGUCUUUGCGUAUGGUGGUGCCACCCUAUUCAACGAAUUGAUGGCGGAGAUGAGACGACCAUUUGACUUCUGGAAGGGAUUUUUGUGUGCCGAAGUGUUCAUCUAUAUCUGUUACCUGGUGGAAGGCAUGGUCGUAUACAACGCACAGGGACAGUUUACCUACAACCCAGCUUAUCAAGGUAUCCCGGACUCUGCCUACAGCUACCAGACCCUGGGCAAUGCGCUUUCUUUCAUCACCUCUGUCAUUGCGGCCCUUCUUUACGGCAACAUCGGCAUCAAGGUCUUCUACUCCUCCGUGCUACGUGACGUGUUUCACAUGCCACCUCUCGACCACCGGACCGGCAAAUUCAUCUGGAUCGCGCUGGUUCCGAUCUACUGGGCCCUCGCCUGGAUCAUCGCCGGCGCCAUUCCCCAAAUCAGCAACCUGACCUCAUUCGUGGGCGCUCUGUGCAUCCUACAAUUCUCCUACACCUUCCCGCCAAUGCUCCUAGUCGGCUACAACAUUCAGAAAGAUGCCAUGCUUCCCGAGGAAGUAUUCGACCCUCACACAGGCGAGACUAAGCGCGUCGACCAUGGUCUGAAGCGUUGGAUCCGCGGCUACAAGAAGAAGUUUGCCAUGAACACCUUUGACAUUUUGUAUUCUCUGGCGGCACUGGGAACCGCAGGCAUGGGUCUGUGGGCGUCAAUUGUGGCCAUGAGACAGUCUUUCGCUGAGACGAAACUGACGCCGUUUACUUGCACCAACCCGGCUGGUUAGUGUAUGGUUGCCCGUUAUGUAGUAGUGAUGGUGUUGGGGAUACUAGUGGAGGUGGGAGUGAAGAUUAGCAAGUCAGAUGAGUAGUAGUAAUAGUAGUAUUGUAGUUCGCCGCUCUUGAAUGUCGCUUAGCGAGACAUACGUGAUCAAAUGAAAAAUGUUCGACCCUGGCACCGGAUGUAACUAUGGCUAGGAUAGAAUAAUAAAUUUGACAUAUUU